Messenger RNA from Pyrgilauda ruficollis (rufous-necked snowfinch), 1482 nucleotides. Its product is annotated as synapsin-3-like. Gene Ontology annotation, cellular component: synaptic vesicle; synaptic vesicle membrane. The transcript is spliced from 7 exons. The coding region runs from base 261 to 1034 and encodes 257 amino acids. Gene Ontology annotation, biological process: neurotransmitter secretion. Gene Ontology annotation, molecular function: ATP binding. The record is from RefSeq and is a predicted model, not a curated record. NCBI's taxonomy places the organism in Eukaryota, Metazoa, Chordata, Aves, Passeriformes, Passeridae.
CGGACUGGCAGUUUGUGUGCAGGAGGGAAAAGCAAUCGGUCCAGGGCCCCUGGAUUAGCAGAAUAAGGAAAGGAAAGGAGAGGAGGAAAAUACAGCUGACAAAAUUAGGCAUAUAUCCCCAGCACAAUUUCAAGGGCUAAAGCCUGCCUGCCUGGACUUUAAGGACGUACCCACACGGACGCAGAGGCAUCCUCCAGGACUGGUAACAGCACUGUUCAGCCUUGCUCUUGCUGAGGAAGUUUCCCCACAGCACUGCAACGAUGAAUUUCCUCCGGCGGCGUCUCUCAGACAGUAGCUUCGUGGCAAAUCUGCCCAAUGGCUACAUGAUGGACUUGCAGCGCCCCGAGAGCUCCACGAGCUCCCCGGUUUCCCCUGCCAUGGAGAGAAAGCACCUGCAGCCACCCCAGCCCUCGCACUCUUCCUCUACUGGCAGCAGCAUCUUCAGCUCCAUCUCCAGCGCCAUGAAGCAAACCACGCAGGCGGCUGCGGGACUGAUGGACCACUCGGCCGGCCCCGCGCCACCCGUGGCACAGAAACCCAAGGUCCUCCUGGUGAUCGAUGACGCGCACACGGACUGGGCCAAAUAUUUCCAGGGGAAGAAGGUGAAUGGAGAAUUUGAUAUCCGAGUGGAACAGGCUGAGUUCUCCGAGUUGAACCUGGCUGCGUACGUCAUGGGUGGCUGCAUGGUGGACAUGCAGGUCGUGAGGAACGGCACCAAGGUGGUCAGGUCUUUCAAGCCGGAUUUUGUCCUGAUUCGCCAGCACGCCUACAGCAUGGCACUGGGGGAAGACUUCCGCAGCCUCAUCAUCGGCCUGCAGUACGGCGGCGUCCACACGGUCAACUCCGUCUACUCCAUCUACAACUUCUGCAGCAAGCCCUGGGUGUUCUCUCAGCUCAUUAAAAUCUUCAACUCGCUGGGCCCUGAGAAGUUCCCCCUGGUGGAGCAAACGUUCUUCCCAAGCCAUAAGCAGAUGGUUCCUAUCUGCAACUUGGUCAAAGACUCUUCAACUGCCCAGCACUUCCCCUGCAUUUAACUCCUGAUGUUACUUCCCCUCCUUUCCCAUCAUACACACUGUUGGGAAUACAGAGGGAAGACUGGAUGGAGAAAGAAGAAUGGAGGGAUCUAAAACGCAUUUAUAUUCAUUUAAAAAAUCCAAGUAGAAUCUCUUAGAUCCAUAUGUAGAUGUUAGUACAUGUAAAAACUAGCUUCAGGAAAUACUUCAUGAAAAACACAGAGAAGCUAAAGGAAGAAAAGAAGGAAAAAACACAUUGUCUAUUGUUACCAGCUACUAAACUCAGUGAAGCCAGGUAGACAUAAGAGAUUAGCUAGGUCAGGCGUAGAGUUGAGUUACUGGAGUUACAUGCAUUGCUGGGUAAGUCUCACAGCUUGCAUCAACAGAACAUUCUAGGUUUGCUAUAGAUCUAAGCAGAGAUAUUGCAGACUAUGUAAUAAGCGUACCUACAGCAUUGAGAACAUUCUGG